AUGCAAAAGAGCACCAAUAUAUCAGCCACCAUCUCCUCAACCACCAUGCCGCCUAAUAUUUCCCCAAUGUUACUGGUCGAGGAAAAAAAAGAAUCCGAAAACAACGAUUCUUUUCCCGAGAGAAAAGAUACCGAGUCGGCCGGUGAAAAAAUUACCUCAAAACCCCAUGACUCGGUGGAGCUCUCCCCGGAGUCACGGAACGAGCCAUUGCCGGAGGUGUCGGAGGACAGCGGGAGGGAGAGGCUGAAGAGGCACCGGGUCGAGAUGGCGGGUCGGGUCUGGAUACCGGACAUGUGGGGUCAGGAGGGUUUGCUAAAGGACUGGGUCGACUGCGCAGCCUUCGACGCGUCCUUGGUGAAUAGCAGCAUUUUGUCGGCGAGAGAUUCUUUGGUGGAGGAAGGAAGGAGAGCCAACUCCACACGAUUGAGAGUACAUAAUGGUUGUUAA
This is a messenger RNA of Striga hermonthica, 447 nucleotides long. The record is from the annotation of a GenBank genome assembly. Lineage: Eukaryota; Viridiplantae; Streptophyta; Magnoliopsida; Lamiales; Orobanchaceae.